This is a messenger RNA of Anopheles nili, 1119 nucleotides long. RefSeq names its product mannose-P-dolichol utilization defect 1 protein homolog. NCBI's taxonomy places the organism in Eukaryota, Metazoa, Arthropoda, Insecta, Diptera, Culicidae. The record is from RefSeq and is a predicted model, not a curated record. Bases 56 to 823 code for a protein of 255 amino acids. Gene Ontology annotation, biological process: oligosaccharide biosynthetic process. The transcript has 2 exons.
CGCCGUUCGGUCGAUAUUUCAGCCGGCUUGUGAUUGUGAUUGUUAAACAUCCGCAAUGGUGGAUUACGGAAAAGAGUUUAUGUUGUACCUGAUGGAUGAAAAGUGCUACGACAAGUACUUCGUAGACUUUGACCUGCUCGAUGGCGACUGCUUCCGUGCGCUCCUCAGCAAGGGGCUCGGUUUCGGCAUCAUCGCCGGAUCGGUGCUGGUGAAGGUGCCGCAGAUUACAAAAAUUGCUGCAAACAAAUCCGCCCGUGGCAUUAGCCUUUUCAGCGUCUGCCUCGACCUAUUUGCCAUUACGGUUCACAUGGCGUACAGCUUCGUGAAUGGGUUCCCGUUCAGUGCCUGGGGAGAUACGGCAUUCCUUGCACUGCAAACGGCCAUCAUCGCCAUGCUUGUCCUGUACUACGGUGGUUCUUCGGCAUUGUCGGUGGCGUUCACGGCUGGCUAUUCAGCUCUGGUGUACGUGCUCAUGGGCGGGCUGACACCUUUAAAGUAUCUGCUGAUUGCUCAAGGUUUCAACGUUCCCAUCCUGCUGCUCGGCAAGCUAUCGCAGGCAUUCACCAACUAUCGCAACGGUAGCACCGGUCAGCUGUCCGCAGUGACGUGCUUUAUGCUGCUGGCCGGUUCAUUGGCUCGAAUUUUCACGUCAAUUCAAGAGACCGGCGAUCAAAUGAUGAUCAUCACCUACGGCUCGUCGUCCUUCGCCAACCUGGUCGUUGCGCUGCAGGUGCUGUACUAUUGGAACUCCGACAAGCAGAAGAAAGCCGCAUCGACUGCUCCGGCGAAGAAACCAAAGGCCAAGAGCAAGAAAACGGAUUAGAGGAAGACUGUAAAGCUCGACUAGUCAAUAUGCAGUCUUAGUUUUGAUUUUUUUUCACAUUUCGUUCGUUAAAAUGCGUGAUUUCCAGUGCUUUUGCUAUCAGCCGUACCGUUUGAGCUGAUUUUCACAAAACUAGCGUGCACGUGUUUAAUAUUAAGAUGGAAAAGUUAGGCAUUUCCAAUCGACAAAAGACUAUUGAAAUGACAAAAGACGAUUAUGGGAGAUGCUUGCGUUCGCAGCAUCGCACAUAGCGUUUCGAUGCGAUGCAAGUUUGUAGUAAAAUAAAUUACCAACAA